Messenger RNA from Octodon degus (degu), 1821 nucleotides. It is a transcript of the gene Slc15a3, whose product is annotated as solute carrier family 15 member 3. Gene Ontology annotation, cellular component: lysosomal membrane. The record is from RefSeq and is a predicted model, not a curated record. The transcript is spliced from 8 exons. The coding region runs from base 78 to 1808 and encodes 576 amino acids. NCBI's taxonomy places the organism in Eukaryota, Metazoa, Chordata, Mammalia, Rodentia, Octodontidae. Gene Ontology annotation, molecular function: transmembrane transporter activity. Gene Ontology annotation, biological process: transmembrane transport.
AGGGGGACACAGGAGGGCUGCGACAGGCCCGGGAGGCCAGGAAAGGCCAGGGGAGGCAGGGGGCCUGCUGAGCCGCGAUGCCCCGGCCGGAGGAGCAGCAGCCGCUCGUGGCCCGGGCGCGCGCGUGGCGGCGGCGCGCGGCGUGCGCGGCAGUGCUGGCGGUGCAGGCGCUGGAGCGCGCCGCGUUCCUCGGCGUGGCGGCCACGCUCGUGCUGCGCCUGGGCGGCCUAGGCUGGGCGGACGCGCAGGCCUCGCUCGCCGCGCUGCUGUUCCUCGGCGCCUCCUUCGUGCUGGCGCCGCUGGGCGGCUGGGCAGCCGACGUGUACUUGGGCCGGCGCCGCGCGCUGGUGCUCAGCCUCGGCCUCUACCUGCCGGGCCUGGGGCUGCUGCUGGCCUCGGCCGCCGACGACGCCCGCCUGGCGCUGUGCGGGGACCUGCGCGCCGCCCCGCUGCGCCCCGCGCACGCGCGCACGCCCCCGCCCGGCCUGUACUGCGCGGCCCCGCUGUAUGGCGCGCUCCUGCUGGUCGCGCUCGCCUCCAGCUCCGUGCGCGGGAACCUCGCUGCCUUCGGGGCUGACCAGGUAAUGGGUCUGGGCCGCGACGCCACCCGCCGCUUCUUCAACUGGUUCUACUGGAGCAUCAACGUGGGGGCCGUGUUUGCGCUGCUGGUGGUGGCCUUCGUCCAGCAGAACGUCGACUUCCUGCUGGGCUACAGUCUCCCCCUGGGCUGCGUGUUCCUGGCCUUCUUCCUCUUCCUCUUCACCACCCCAGCCUUCAUCUCCAAGCCCCCCAUGGGCAGCCAGGUGUCCGCCAUGCUCAGGCUUGCCCUCCACAGCUGCUGCCCCUGGCUGUGGCGACCACGCGCUGCCAGGGAACCCCAAGGUGCCUACCUGCUGCCUGGCCCUUCCCCACAGGAGGAUGUUGCCAACUUCCAGGUGCUGGUGAAGAUCCUGCCUGUCAUGGCGACCCUGGUGCCCUACUGGAUGGUGUACUUCCAGAUGCAGUCCACCUACGUGCUGCAGGGCCUGCGCCUCCACAUCCCCAGGCUCUUCCCUGACAGCCCAACCAACACAUCCACAGCUCUGAAGGCCUGGGGCAGCGACUUCACGAUCCCUGAAGCCUGGCUCCUGCUGGCCAACGUGGUGGCUGUGCUCAUCCUGGUCCCCUUGAAGGACCACCUGCUGGACCCCCUGCUGCUGCGCUGUGGGCUGCUCCCCUCGGCCCUGCAGAAGAUGGCCCUGGGCAUGUUCUUCGGCUUCACCUCUGUUGUUGUUGCAGGUGUCCUGGAGAUGGAGCGUUUGCAGUACGUCCACCGUAAUGAGACCAUGCCCCAGGUGAUCGGGAGAGCCCUCCACUGGGCUGCACCGCUGUCCAUCUGGUGGCAGAUCCCCCAGUACCUGCUCAUCGGGAUCAGUGAGAUUUUCGCCAGCAUCCCAGGCCUAGAGUUCGCCUACGGGGCUGCGCCACGCACCAUGCAGAGUGCCAUCCUCGGCAUCUUCUUCUGCCUGUCAGGCGUGGGCUCCCUGCUGGGCUCCAGCCUGGUGGCUGCGCUGUCCCUGCCUGGGGGUUGGAUGCACUGCCCUGUGGAUGCUGGGAACACCGACAGCUGCCGCAUGGACCUCUACUUCUUCCUGCUGGCUGGCAUCCAGGCCGUCACCGCCGCACUGUUCGUCUGGAUCGCACAGCGCUACGAGAGGACCCAGCAGCACUCCCCCCGACCAGCCCCACCCCCCACAGCUGCCCUCAGCCCCGAGCACCCCAGUCCGGGACACAGCAGCAGCAGUGCCACCCCACGUGGCACCUUCUGAGUUUAUUCUGAAC